Molecule: messenger RNA, 1096 nt
Organism: Sclerotinia trifoliorum
Lineage: Eukaryota; Fungi; Ascomycota; Leotiomycetes; Helotiales; Sclerotiniaceae
Source: the annotation of a GenBank genome assembly
ACCAACGAUUUCGACAUGACGAGUUAUUUUCAGCUCACAAAAAACCAUUUGCCAUUUAUGGGGUCAUGAUGCAUACAACCUCUAUAUUCCAUGAUGCUCGCCCUCAGAUUCAAAAGUGCGGGGAAAGAACAUCCGACAGCCAAGGGAUGCACGGAACUUAUUCACAUAUUUUCCCGGCACAUGAUUCACCAUUUUGACAACCCACUCAAGCUCAACCUAUGGGUAUGAUUUCUAGGGUCAACCAUUUUACAACAACGACGAAUGUAUACCAAAAUCAUGAUGCCAGCAUGGGUUUCAAGGGACUCCGGAGAGCAUCGCCGUGUUCGUCACUGCAUCAACUAUACAUCGAAUCUCAGCGCGGGAAUCGCGGAGAUAGGUACACACCAACGUUACGCCGCGUCAAGAGUUUCUACAAUCCUCCCGAAGACUUUGCGCUUGUUUUCGCAAUGUCAGUUUCGACUCAUGAAGAUUCCAUGGUUGAGGUGGAAAUCGAUACCUCCAAUUUUGUUAUCACUAUUGAAGUACCAAUGCGAAUGCAUAGUCCCUAUACGCCAGUGCAAACAGGAAAGACAUUGGAAAAGGAGGAAUUGGAGUGUCCGGAAUGUGAUCAGGAAUUCAUGGGCGAGUAUGGAGUGAGGGAUUUGGCGUGGCAUUUCAAUAAUGUUCAUUGGAAGAGGAGGUUGGGAGGAAAGAUUGUUUGAGUAUUGGGUAGGGGAAAUGGAAAAAGAGACUGGAAUCAAGUAACCGGAGUUCGGCAUUCCAGAAUUUCGUGGGCAUAUAUAUCAGCACUGAUUUUUAGUGGUUACCUAUCUGUCGAUAUUCGAAAGCCUGGUUUUCAGGAUCUAAUUCCUGCCGCGGGCACACAGAGCACGAGUCUUUAUCUUACGCAUCUUUGCUGGAUCAAAGUCUGAACAGCUUUCACAAUGGUUAGAUAUUGGCUGAUUCCGUCACUAUCCGAGAACGAGCAUUGUUACUCGUAUGAAAUGCUAAAUACAGUCGUGCCCAUGCUCGCAUAAGUUCUUGUUAGUAUUGGAAAUACUUCAACUAGACCAGUUUCCCGUCAGGAGUUUCUUCAAUAUUACAUAUUUUUUUCAAU